Messenger RNA from Closterium sp. NIES-65, 2742 nucleotides. The record is from the annotation of a GenBank genome assembly. Lineage: Eukaryota; Viridiplantae; Streptophyta; Zygnematophyceae; Desmidiales; Closteriaceae.
AUGGAGCUGGAUAUUAAUCCUGGGAACGCUGAGAAGAAGGCAGUGGGGAAGCAGGGGUCGGGGAAAGUGGGGGUGGGAGGAGAUGAGGAGAUGGUGGUAAAGGAGGAGAGGAGGGAUGGGGAGGGGAAGGAGGAGGGAAAGAAGGAGGCGAAAGAGGGUGAUGUUGAGAUGGAUGGUGGCAGUGGUGCUGGCAAUGGUGUGGGUAAGGGCACAGAUGUCAAAGCAGAGGAGAAUGGAGUGAAAACAGAGGUGAAAGAAACAGAGGGGUCACAGAAAAGAGAGAAUGAUGGAGCAGUAGCAGCAGUGACAGCACACACGCCUGCACCAGUUGCCACCUCAGCACACAUGUCAGCGCCUGAUUGGCCGAAGCAGUUUGUCGUGGAUCUGCACGUGUCUGUCAACCCUGUCACCGGGCGGCUGUUUUUGUUUGUUGUACUUUCAGACGGGCGGCUGCUGGGCUUCAGAGCGUUCUGCCCCUCGGGAGCUUCCCCUGGAGAUGUGAUUGCAGCGAGUGUGACAGUAACAGGGGAGCGUGGUGUGAAGGUGGGAGGGCGAGCAGGGGGAGGAGGAGGACAUGGGGUGGGGGAGGGGGAACCUGGAGGAAGGGCAGGUAGCAUUGGGGUAGGUGGAUUUGGGGUAGGUGGGUUGCGGUUCAAGAGGGUUUGUUUAGAGGAGGAAGAGGCAGGGAUUCAUGAGGUGGAGGGGGAGGAGGAAGGGGAGGAGGAGGGAAAAGGGGAGGGGGCGGUGGGGAGAGGGGCAGGUCCUAGUGGGGGAGCAGGGGGAGAGGGCAGGAUGAAGCAGGAGGGAGGGGGCGAGAAAGGGGGAGGUGAGAGUGGGGGAGGUGAAAGUGGGGGAGGUGAUCCUGCAGCAGAAGAGAAGGCGCAGGGAGAGGAGGGUGCGGAGAGGAGCAGGAGGGCUGGGAGGGCGAGAAAGAAAAUGCUGUUUCCGUAUCAAGGGGUGGGGCUGGAGGGGAGUGGAGGAGGGGGUGGAGGAGGGGGGUUUGGUGGGAGGGGUAAGGGGGGUGUUGGUGACAGUGGUGGCAUUGGCGGUGUGUUUGUGGCUGGGAGUAGGCCCAGAUGGCUGAUGCUGCUGCGAGAUAGAGUGUGGGUGCACCCUGUGGCCGCAGAGGCAGCAUCGAGCGUGGUGGCAAUGGCGCCCUUCCACAACGUCAACUGCACGCAUGGCUUCCUCCUCAUCUCCUCUCUAGGCGUGCUCUCCAUCUGCCAGUUGCCCCCUCUCUUCCAGUUCGACAACGCAUGGCCCCUCAACAAGAUUCCCUUGCGCUCAACCCCCCACUCGGUCACUCUCUCCCCGGACGCAGCUCAUCUUUUCCUCGUCACUUCAACCCCCGUGUCUCGGCCAGUGUCUCAGUUCCUGGUUCCUUCCCUAGAAGACCCAAAAGAUCCAACAACCGCAGCACUAGGCUUGGCCGGACCUGGAGGUCCGGGAGCUCCAGGAUCCUCCGGCACAGACGCCGAAGCAGUAGCUAUGGUUGAGGACUUCCAGCUUCGGGUGGUAACCUGCCCGAGCCUAGAGGCCCCGAGCCGCGCCCUGGAGGUUCGGCAGAGAUUUGAGUUCCAGCCGUUUGAAGCGGUGACAAUGGUGAAGUCAGUGGUGCUGAGGAAUCGCAGCAGUGGGCAGUUACAGACGCUCCUGGCUGUAUGUACGACGUUUAUCACAGGGGAGGACGCACCUGGGAAAGGCAGGAUCCUGCUCUUCGAGUACAACCCACUGGCAACAGCUGAUGGGGAUGGUCCUGCUGCUGCUGGCACUGGUGUAGCCGCAACGGCAGAUGCAGAGGGUAAAGCGGCAGGUGGAAGCAAUGGAAUUCCCUUGCUGAGGGAGCUCUAUUCAAAGGAGCCCAUAGCGGGUAGCAGUCAAAGAGGCAGCGUGGCAGCACUCACGGCGCUGCAGGGCAAUCUGCUGCUGGCAGUCGGGCGACAGCUGGUGCUGUAUGCAUGGAACGGAGUGGAAUUAGAAGGAAUCGCCUUCCUUGAUGCUCCUCUCUACGUGGUUUCCAUGGCAACGGUGAAGAGCUUUGUGAUUGUAGGUGAUGUGCUAAAGAGCGUCUACUUCCUGCACUGGAGAGAGGAGGGCGCUCAGCUCACCCUCCUCGCGCGCGACUUUUCCUCUCUGCCGAUCACAGCCGUCGAUUUCCUCAUCGACGGCUCAGCUCUCGGGCUGCUGGCCACCGACACGGCCAAGAACCUCCAAGUCUUUGCCUACUCCAAGUCCAUUGAGACACACAUGGGUCAGAAGCUGCUGCUUAAAGCAUCUUUCCACACAGGAGAGGUGCUCUCGAAGGUUCUCCGGCUGCCGCUGCCCCCUCCUCUUGCCACAGCAGCAGGAGGAGGAAGAGGAGGAGCGGGAGGAGGAGGAGCAGCAGCUUCGGGCCGAACCAACAGGUUCGGCGUGCUUGCAGGGACGCUCGGCGGGGCGAUUGUGGUGGUGACGCCAGUUCCAGAGCUGGUGUUUCGGAGGCUGGAUACAGUGCAGCGUUACAUGGUAACCGCAGUGGAGCAGACAGCAGGGUUACACCCGCUGGCGUUCCGGGCGGUGCAAGGGCUGGGGAAGGGGCAGCAGCAUUCCGGAGUGGAGCGAAUGAUUGACUCUCAGCUUCUUGCUCAGUAUGCACUGAUGGAGGACAGUCAGCAGCAGCAGCUAGCAGAGGACGUCGGUUCCACUCGUCCCAUGGUGCUGCAGAACCUGCGGGACCUUGCCCACAAUGCCAUGCUCUUCUAG